Molecule: messenger RNA, 3291 nt
Organism: Bombina bombina (fire-bellied toad)
Lineage: Eukaryota; Metazoa; Chordata; Amphibia; Anura; Bombinatoridae
Product: zinc finger protein OZF-like
Exons: 9
Coding region: 71-1579 (502 amino acids)
Biological process (GO): regulation of immune system process; negative regulation of transcription by RNA polymerase II; regulation of cytokine production
Source: RefSeq, a predicted model, not a curated record
CCGGACUGGAUCUAGCUGCUACCAGGUGUCACAUUUAUAACAUCAGACUCAGUCACUGACAAAGAACAAGAUGAACAAAUACAGGAAGCAGAUAGCAGAGCAGUUCCUGAGUCAGGCCCUGGGCAUCAUCUGCCUGCUGACAGGAGAGGAAUACACCAUUGUGAAGAAGAGGCUCUCCCACAGCAGCGUUCAACAGCUGAGCGGAGAGGUGCCUAUAAAGUGUGAUGAUGUUGCUGUGUAUUUCUCUAUGGAGGAGUGGGGGUUUAUAGAGGGACACAAGGAGCUUUACAAGGACGUCAUGAUGGAGACUCACCAAGCACUAAGGACUAUGGAGACCCCAGGAAAUGAGCGCUCAGAACUAACAAGUCACAGAGAUGAAAAUCUAGACACAGGAGCACAUAGAGAACUGGUACAGAAUAUUCAGCCAGUGGAGUCCCCAUCAGACGUCUCUGCAGAACUAACAGGUCACAGUGUCCUAGACACAGGAUCACAUGGGGACCUUGUACAGAAUAUUCAGCCAUCAGAUGUCUCUGCAAGUGAGAAAGAUGCUAAAAUUGUAUGUAACACGGAACAAACAGAAGAUCAGGGGCUAGCAAAUAUGCCAGAAGCUGCAAAGCAGGAAAUAUGUGACAAUAUAAGUACAGGUGAAAACGAUGCUACGAUUUCAUGUAACAUGGAACAAACAGAAGAUCAGUGGCUAAGAAAUGCAGAACCAUCAGAGCAGCAAAUUUGUGCCAAUAUAAGUACAGGUGAAUUCACAAACAACAAUAAUCCUAGCCAUGAUCAGAGUGCAGAUGCAUUUUUACAUCUUCAAAAUCAAAGAAGCCACAUGGGAAAUUUAUGUUCUGAAUGUGGGAAAUGUUUUGUUAAGAAAUCACAUCUUCUUAAACAUCUAAAAAUUCAUACAGGAGAAAAGCUAUUUUCUUGUCCUAUAUGUAGGAAAUGUUUUAACCGUAAAAACAUUUUUGUUGCUCAUCAGAAAAUUCAUACAGGAGAAAAAGGAUUUUCAUGUUCUGACUGUGGGAAAUGUUUUACUCAAAAAUCAGAUCUUAUUCGUCAUCAGAAAAUUCAUACAGGGGAGAAAGGAUUUUCAUGUUCUGUCUGUGGGAAAUGUUUUACUCUGAAACUAACUCUUAUUAGGCAUCAGAAAAUUCAUACAGGUGAGAAAGGAUUUUCAUGUUCUGACUGUGAGAAAUGUUUUAAUCAGAAAUCAAAUCUCAUUACGCAUCAGAAAAUUCAUACAGGGGAGAAAGCAUUUUCAUGUUCUGACUGUGGGAAAUGCUUUAAUCAAAAAUCACAUCUUGUUAGGCAUCAGAAAAUUCAUACAGGGGGGAAAGGAUUUUCAUGUUCUGACUGUGGGAAAUGCUUUACUCAAAAAUCAUAUCUUAUAAAGCAUCAGAAAAUUCAUACAGGCGGGGAAGGAUUUUCAUGUUCUGACUGUGGAAAAUGCUUUACUCAGAAAUCAUAUCUUAUAAGGCAUCAGAAAAUUCAUACAGGAGAGAAAGGAUUUUCAUGUUCUGACUGUGGAAAAUGUUUUACUCUGAAACCAACUCUUAUUAGGCAUCUAAAAACUCAUUAAAAUAAUUCAGAGUUUAACCUCCUAAGUGCAGGGGUUGGCAUGUAGUUGUCACCCACACAAUACCAAGUGCUGAUGAUGACUGCAUGUGACCCCCUGAGGCGCACAGUUUUAGAGCUAUUUGAGGGACCUUCUACAUCUCAAGUGUUUGAGGUGACCCCAGGGUGGAUUUGAUUUAAAUCAAAAUGAUUUAAAUCACUUGUCUGUAAGACUGAUUUAAAUCAUGGUUUUUAUUUUUAGAAUAAUAUCUUUUCAGAAUAUAUUUUUUCCAGUUAUACCAGACCAUUACUAAAUUGGUUAUUAGAUAUGCAUAGAUAGAUCAUUUAAAUAAUUAAAAUUAUUUAGAGGUGAACGAUCUCCAGUUUAAUUGGUUAAUAAUUCAUAUUUGAUCAACUUUUCACCUGUACUUUAUUGGAUGGGUUAAAAUGAUUAAAUUAAUAAUAAUAAUAGAAAUAGUUUCAUUUUACUAAAACAAUACCAUUAUUUUUCAUUUUUAAUGCUUGUCCUCCCUCCUCACAUUUAGGUCCUUGUGCAGAUCUAUUCCACUCCAAACAAUCUUCUAUUCAGUAAACUUCUUGAAACUUGAUUUGCAGGGGAGCAAGGGCAUUAAAGGAAAGUAAUGUCAAAAUUAAAGUUUCAUGAUUCAGAAAAAACAUGCAAUUUUUAACAAUAUUCCAUUUUACAUCUCUUAUCUAAUUUGCUAUGUUCUUUAAGUAUUGAUGAAAAGCCUGCAUAUGUAGGCUCACUCAGAUGCAAUGCACUACUGUGAGCUAGCUACUUGUCACUGUCUCAGCCAAUGUAUUCAGAUAUGCCCCAGUAGAGUAUUGCUCUCCUUCAACAAAGGAUUCCAAGAGAAAGAAGCAAAUCUGAUAAUGGAAGUAAAUCUAAAAAUGAUAGUCUCUAUCUGAAACCCAAAAGUUAUCUUUCAUGAUUAUGUCCCUUUAAGGUCUAUUGAUCAACUCUGUAUGGUAUGUGAAAAAGGGGCAUGCUAUUUCUGCAGAUACAAAUUCACAGUUUAGAGAACUACAAAACCAAUAAUAUGUGAUAAUAUAUUAUCUUAUAUCGAUUGAAAAAUUGUCCAAAAUGAUCUGACAUAAACCUCAUGAAUAUAAUGAUAUUGUGAAUAGAUUAAUGGAAUUAAUUACCAAAAAAACAAAACAUUACAGUCAUGAAUGUACAGCAUCUUGCUAUAUAAUUAAAAACAAAUCUAUUUCAGGAUGAAUAACCUUUGGAAUAUAAUCUAUAUCUUAAAUAGCAACUAUCUUUAGAUAGAUUUUUCUUCAAAAAGCAUUUUGUUUAAAAAAAUAAUCCUAUUUAAAUAAAUACAAUUUUAUUUUAUUUUUUUUAAAAAACUUAUUUUUUAAUUAAAACAAACUGAUUUUUAUCCACCCUGUGUGAUCCAGUGUAUUUGCCAUACCUGGGUGUGGGGGGGGUCUAGUGUCCCUAUAUAGGUUUGAAUAGUCAAGUGAUCACCUGGUGCCCCAUGUUCAGAUCAAAGUUAUAAAUAUAACCAAAAGCUCAUUUCCUUUUGAAGUUCAAUUGAUAAUUUCUAUAGAAAAGCUCCAUGUUAUUUUUAAUUUCUGCUUAUUUUAGAAAUGUUACUUAAUACAACUAUAGACCCACAACAGUUUUGACUAUAGAGUUGAGAAAACACAUCUCACUGUAUUGUUUACAACCUUGUUUAUUUAAAUUGUAAUAAAAUGUACAUUUUUUCA